AUGUAUAUGCAAAUCUUCAUGUAUACUAUUCUCAUUGCUCACGCUGCUUCUGUGUUGGGAGUUCCAAUACUUGGAGAUCAAGAUAUAGCAGAUACCGAUAAUUGCCCUCAAGCUGCAUUCUUCCUGCGAUAUCUGUUCGCUUGCGGCAUCAAUUUCAGCAUAUGGUGGACGAACGCUAUGAACAUCAUGACGCUUUGUGGUGAUUUCAAUACCAUUCUUAUGGCCUUGGCCAUAUCCGACUUCGUAUGCGACACAAUUAUACUAAUACUUCCUGUCCCCGUAGUCUGGGAACUUCAGAUGCCGACAUCUCAGAAAAUUGCUGUUACUGGUGUCUUUGCCCUUGGGGGUUUUGCCGUUGUGGCAUCAUGUAUACGCAUGAUUUGGGUUGUCUGGCAAGCGAAACGGGUACAUAAAGACAUCAUCGCUGGAUUCAAUGUUGCAAAAGGUCCGCAAUCGUAUCAACUUCGAUUCUAUUACAUCAAUCGUAUCGUUCGCUCGUCGUACCGAGAGCAAAAAGAGCAACAACUCAAGCCUUCAAAGCCUGGAUCGGAGAAAGUACAGCGCAGAAUUACAUACGACGCCUGCGGAUUGAAGUAA
Messenger RNA from Aaosphaeria arxii CBS 175.79, 597 nucleotides. RefSeq lists its product as uncharacterized. Bases 1 to 597 code for a protein of 198 amino acids. The transcript is spliced from 5 exons. The record is from RefSeq and is a predicted model, not a curated record. Lineage: Eukaryota; Fungi; Ascomycota; Dothideomycetes; Pleosporales.